This is a messenger RNA of Anopheles moucheti, 1592 nucleotides long. RefSeq names its product syntenin-1-like. The record is from RefSeq and is a predicted model, not a curated record. NCBI's taxonomy places the organism in Eukaryota, Metazoa, Arthropoda, Insecta, Diptera, Culicidae. Gene Ontology annotation, molecular function: protein binding. The coding region runs from base 150 to 1136 and encodes 328 amino acids. The transcript is spliced from 4 exons. Gene Ontology annotation, cellular component: cytoplasm; plasma membrane.
GCUUUACAAAACAAGUCGUGCUUCUGGGAGUGCAGUGUGUCUAAAAAAUCUCAUAGUUACGCACCCAAUAUAACUUUUAUCUGAGGAAAUUCGUCACCAGUGUAGAAGACUAACCAUUUCAGUUGCCCAUCGUAAAGACAGCAUCCACAAUGUCGCUCUAUCCAUCGCUUGAAGAUAUGAUGGUCGAUAAGAUGGUACAGUCGCAGAAUACGGCCAUCGCUACAGCCGUGGCACAACAACAGCAACAGUACCAGCCGAACCCACCGUCAGCACCUGUCGAUGGUUAUGGUCUGUAUCCCAGUUUCACGAACGAAAAAUCAUCUGAGAAACCUUCAAACCCCCCGAUGGGUGGGGCGACGGGUGGUGCCUUCAUGUAUCCAGAUCUGUAUGAGUACAUGGGUCUGGAGCUUUCCAAGGAGAUGAUCCAAGCCAAUCUUCCACAAUACAUGCCACACGCCUCGAAUGCCAUCGUACCGCAGCAAUCUGCCGUUGCUAUCGUGAACAAUGCUAACAUGGUCGCACCCGUUAGCGGCCACUUCACCGGGCUGCAGCGUGGUCAAGUGACUAAUGGCAUACGUGAGCUUAUAAUGUGUAAGGGCGCGGACAAGAAAGUUGGCCUUCGGGUGCAAGCGAUCAAUAAGGGCAUUUUUGUGAGCGUGGUCGUGAAAAAUAGUCCGGCAGCAAUGGCCGGGCUGCGUUUCGGUGAUCAGAUACUGCAGAUUAACGGUACGCUGGUGGCAGGUUUCUCGAACGAUGACGUGCACAAGCUGCUGAAGAAAAGCGACAAAAAUAACAUUUCCGUAGUGGUGCGCGAUCGGCCCUUCGAGCGUGCUAUUACGCUGCACAAGGAUUCGUCCGGUAGCUUCGGUUUCCAGUUCAACAACGGUACCAUCACGGCCAUCGUGAAGGAUUCGUCGGCUGCACGAAACGGACUGCUGAUAGAUCAGCAGCUGCUGGAGGUGAACGGCCAGAACGUGAUCGCCAUGAAGGACAAGGAAAUCGGCCAACUAAUCAGUGCGUCCGAGCAGGUCAUCACGCUCACGAUCGUACCAAAGAUGAUCUACGACGUGAUGAUCAAGAAACUGUCCACCUCCUGGCUGCGGGGCAAGAUGGAUCACUCAGUGCCAGAUUUUUAAAUUUCGUAAACGUAAACAGCACAGCACAGCUACGCAAAAUCAGACAAAGUUAAACAGUUUUUCACGGUACAAGUUAUGCCAAACAUUUGUAAACGAGAACCUCAGGUGAGAAAUUUAACCCACACAGCAGCAAAAGGAAAGGAAAUAGCCCAAAUCAGUGUGGAUGUGUUAUACAGUGCACAGGAAUGAACAGGAACAGGCGAAUCUGACACAACGAUUUUACGUUGUUAAGCAAGGAAUGAAUCGAAUUGAGACAUGUUUAAGGUAUUUCGUAUUCGUUGUUACCUACCCUAAACGAUGACUUCUUCACUACCGUCUGCCAUCUAUAUUUGCAAAGCAUAUUUUAUCGUAUUAUACUUCAUAUUAUCGUAUAUUAUUCCUUCCUCCGGUAUUAUCCGGUGCACAACCCUAAUGUAUGUUAUGGUUUUAAUCAUGAAUAAAUAUUCAUUAUACUCA